Staurois parvus is the source of this 478-nucleotide messenger RNA. NCBI's taxonomy places the organism in Eukaryota, Metazoa, Chordata, Amphibia, Anura, Ranidae. The record is from the annotation of a GenBank genome assembly.
AGGGAUUGGAAGAGAGGGUGGAGGACACUGAGUGGAGGCCAGUGGAGGGAUUGGAAGAGAGGGGUGGAGGACACUGAGUGGAGGCCAGUGGGGGGAUUGGCAGAGAGGGGUGGAGGACACUGAAUGGAGGCCAGUGGAGGGAUUGGAAGAGAGGGGUGGAGGACACUGAGUGGAGGCCAGUGGAGGGAUUGGCAGAGAGGGGUGGAGGACACUGAGUGGAGGCUAGUGGAGGGAUUGGCAGAGGGGUGGAGGACACUGAAUGGAGGCCAGUGGAGGAUUGGCAGAGAGGGGUGGAAGAUACUGAGUGGAGGCCAGUGGAGGGAGUGGCAGAGAGGGUUGGAGGACACUGAGUAGAGGCCAUGGAGGAUUGGCAGAGGGGGUGGAGGACACUGAGUGGAGGCCAGUGAAAGGAUUGGCAGAGAGGGGCAGCAGUCACUGAUUGGUUGCCAGUGAGUGGAUGUGGGGCCCAAAGGAGAGG